AUGGGGGAGGUGGCCGGCGCCGGCGACCAUGUGCCCGUCGUCGUCUGCAAGGGCAAGCGCAGCAAGCGGCUGCGCGUGCACGCGGCCCCGCCAUCUCCAGCGAUGGUGACGCCGGUGGCCAGUGCCGAGGUCGAUGACGAGUCGUCGAGUUCUGCCGCGGGCGACAGGUGGCUGUCCCCGGGCGGCGACCAGGAGGAGGAGGCGGCCUCGGGGUGUGUCACCGAGGAGGAUGAGGACAUGGCGCUCUGCCUCAUGCUGCUCGCGGGCGGCGGCACAGGCCGGGCUGGACCAUCGUCGUCGUCGCCGGUGGUAGUUGCCGCUGACACGACGGUUAAAGAAGGCAAGUUCCGGAGCCGGCGCGCGGCCGGGGCCGACGGGGAGUUCGUCUACGAGUGCAGGACGUGUGGCAAGUGCUUCCCGUCCUUCCAGGCCCUCGGCGGCCACCGCACCAGCCACAAGAAGCCCCGUCUCCUCCUCCCGCCCACGACACCGCUUUCGUCUCCUCCAACCGACGAGAAGAAGCGGCCUUCGACGGCGUCACCGGCCCCCCACGCAACCGCCGAUCCGACCGUGCUGGUGAUCCCUGUCCCGGCGACGCCACCCAAGCACGAAGUUGCCACAGUGACCGCUGUCACAAGCGGCGGGUCGAGGCAGCAGCAGCAGCGGAGCAGGCUGCACGAGUGCACCAUCUGCGGCGCCGAGUUCGGGUCCGGGCAGGCGCUCGGUGGGCACAUGCGCCGGCACCGCCCGCUCGUGCCGGCCUUGUCGACAGACGACGUGGGGACGGUGGAGGUGAUCGGUGGGAAGGAGAAGAGCCUCCUGGAGCUGGAUCUCAACAUGCCAGCGCCCUGCGACGACACGCCCGCCGAUACGCCGGCAGCGUUCCCGUUCGCCGUGAAGGACAGGUCGGCGGCGGCGAUUCUGUUCCCGGCGCCGGCGCCGGCGUCGGCUUUGGUGGACUGCCAUUACUAG
Molecule: messenger RNA, 972 nt
Organism: Lolium rigidum
Lineage: Eukaryota; Viridiplantae; Streptophyta; Magnoliopsida; Poales; Poaceae
Product: zinc finger protein ZAT5-like
Exons: 1
Coding region: 1-972 (323 amino acids)
Source: RefSeq, a predicted model, not a curated record